Molecule: messenger RNA, 2638 nt
Organism: Lactuca sativa (garden lettuce)
Lineage: Eukaryota; Viridiplantae; Streptophyta; Magnoliopsida; Asterales; Asteraceae
Product: putative methyltransferase PMT24
Cellular component (GO): endosome; cytoplasm; trans-Golgi network
Molecular function (GO): methyltransferase activity
Source: RefSeq, a predicted model, not a curated record
AUGGCUGUCGGAAAAUCUCGUGGUAACAAGAAAUCUUACGGUGGUUCUUGUUCAGUAACAGCCACAAUGCUGGUGUUCGUCUUUGUAUGCGUUUUUGGUGUAUGGAUGUUGACCUCUACUACCCUUGUUUCACCCCGAAAGAAGUCUCCCAUACAGAAGGCAGCUUCAUCUUUAGAUUCCGUCUUUGAAAACGCUCAUCGCAAGACAAAUCUACCACGAAAGAUCCCUAAUCCUGCCGCUACUGUUUUCGAAGAUAAUCCAGGUGAUCUACCAAGCGACGCCAUAAAAUCGGAUGAUGAUUUGAUGGACCAAACAAGGAAUGCAUCAAUCGAAACUGAACAUGAACGUGAAAUCACCAAGAAUGUUGUUGACGACGUCGAGACUGUAAAUGAAAACGACGUGGGAAAACAGGAGGCAAAACAAGUUAAAAAGGAGAAACAUAAACAAGAAACAGAAGAUACGCAAAACACGAUUCCUUUCAAACGAAAUACUGAGAAAACCAUAACAGCCAAGAAUAUCGAAAAUGAAGCCGAUCAGCAAAACGGAAGAAUUGGUCAUGAAGAAAGCGAUAUGAAAAAUCAAGAAAACAAACAAAAGGACGCAAAUGAAGGUGAUGAAAAAGGGAAUUUGAAAAACGACCAAGAACGCCAUAUAACAGAUGAAGAACACGAAAAAAACUCAUCAGAGGUGAGUGAUGAUCAUGCACGACACGAUGACGAUACGCAAAUCGAAUCCCACUCCAUAGCAACAGAGACAAAAUCUCAAGUUCGAAAUCAAGAAUCACAAGAAACGAGCGAACAAAUGGAACAAGACAAGAUAGAAACCAACACCAUUAACACCAAAACACCCGAAAAAGAUACUAACGUACAUGAAACAACAGCAUCAGAGAUAACAACCGAUUCAAAGGAUUCAAAGCACGCAUGGAUAACACAAGCUGAUCAAUCUACAAACCACAACGGGAGAUCAAAAGAAGCAGAAGAUGACGUAAACACAUCUGAAUUCAAGUGGGAGUUAUGCAAUGUCACUGCUGGAACUGAUUACAUUCCUUGUUUGGAUAACGAGAAAGCCAUAAAAAAGUUACAUGGGAGACACCAUUACGAGCAUCGAGAGAGGCAUUGCCCUGAAGAGGCUCCAACGUGUCUUGUUCCUCUCCCAGAGGGUUACCAGACGCCUAUUUCAUGGCCUCAAAGCAGAGAUAAGAUAUGGUUCCACAAUGUACCACACAAAGGUUUAGCAGAAGUAAAAGGUCAUCAAAAUUGGAUGAAGGUGACCGGGGAAUUCCUUACUUUUCCUGGAGGUGGAACUCAGUUCAUCCAUGGUGCUAUGCAUUAUAUUGAUUUUGUGCAGCAGAUGGUGCCUGAGAUUGCAUGGGGAAAGCAUACGAGAGUAAUAUUGGAUGUGGGAUGUGGAGUAGCAAGUUUUGGAGGUUACCUGUUCGAUAAAGACGUACUUACAAUGUCAUUUGCACCAAAAGAUGAACACGAAGCUCAAAUCCAGUUUGCUCUAGAGAGAGGAAUACCCGCAAUUUCAGCUACCAUGGGCACUCAACGCCUUCCAUUUCCAAGCAAUGUUUUCGAUCUUGUCCAUUGUGCUCGUUGUAGAGUACCUUGGCACAAAGAAGGUGGUAGGCUUCUUUUGGAGCUCAAUCGUGUGCUUCGCCCAGGAGGUUAUUUUGUUUGGUCAGCAACACCUGUUUACAAAAAAAACGAAGAAGAAGAUGUUCAGAUAUGGAAAGAGAUGUCUUCCCUAACAGAGGCCAUGUGCUGGGAGCUUAUUACUAUCAAGAAGGAUGCUUUGAAUGGAAUUGGUGUUGCUAUCUAUCAGAAACCAGAAUCAAAUGAAUGUUAUAAUGAAAGAAAGAUACAAGAACCUCCAAUGUGUAAUCCAGAUGAUGACCCAAAUACGGCUUGGUAUGUAGCACUGCAGACAUGUAUGCAUAAGGUGCCGACUAAUGUGAAAGAGCGAGGUUCUCAGUGGCCUGAAGAAUGGCCUGCCCGAGUUCAAACACCUCCAUACUGGUUAGAGAAGAACCCGAUGGGUGUUCUUGAGAAAUCAACUCCCACAGAUUUUGAAACAGAUUAUGAACGCUGGAAAUGGGUAGUUAGCAAAACUUAUAUUAGUGGCUUACAAAUUGAUUGGUCGAAUGUAAGAAAUGUUAUGGACAUGAGAGCCGUCUAUGGGGGGUUUGCUGCAGCGUUGAAGGACCUCAAACUAUGGGUGCUAAAUGUUGUGAACGUAGAUUCUCCUGAUACACUUCCGAUCAUAUACGAGAGGGGUCUUUUUGGGGUUUACCAUGAUUGGUGUGAAUCUUUUAGCACAUAUCCUCGGACUUACGAUCUUCUUCAUGCAGAUUACUUGUUUUCCAACUUGAAAAAGAGAUGCAAGAUCACACCUGUGAUCGCAGAGGUAGAUAGAAUCGUGAGGCCAGGAGGGAAACUGAUUAUCCGGGAUGAAUCCACCACAAUAGGGGAAAUCAAAAAUUUGUUGAAGACAUUACACUGGAAGGUUCAUUUAAUUCCUUCCAAGAACCAAGAACGAAUACUCAGUGCCAAAAAAUCAACAUGGAGACCGAAGACAUACGCAGCCCCAUCUUGACCUUGAUCACUGACCAGAUAUAGGAUUUAGAAUCUUAAUUUGA